AUGCGUGAUUUCCGGUUCAUUUCUGUACUUCCCGUCGGGAAGAGGCAGAAGUCUGAAUUUGGCGAUAGACUUCAGCGCACUGGCCUUAACUGCACAGAUGAGCCUUUUCUGGGAGUAGCUUAAACACUGCAGCCUAGUGAAAAGGAGAAUUGCCUCUUCGGUGGUGGUGUCCAAACAUAUUUCUGUUUCCUGAUGACGGCCCUGGGCGUGACGGCUGGUGCGCAUCGCCUGUGGAGCCACCGUUCCUACAAAGCCAAGCUGCCUUUGCGGAUCUUUCUGGCUGCAGCUAACUCCAUGGCUUUCCAGAACGACAUCUACGAGUGGAGCAGAGACCACCGUGUGCACCACAAGUACUCUGAGACGGACGCAGACCCGCAUAACGCCCGCCGCGGCUUCUUCUUCUCCCACAUCGGCUGGCUGUUUGUGCGCAAGCACCGGGACGUCAUAGAGAAGGGGAGGAAACUGGAUUUCACUGACCUGCUGGACGACCCCGUCGUCAGGUUCCAAAGAAAGUAUUACAAGAGUUCGGUUGUGCUGAUGUGCUUUGUGAUCCCAACCUUUGUGCCGUGGUACCUCUGGGGCGAGAGUUUGUGGAACGCCUACUUCCUUGCCUCCAUCCUCCGGUACACCAUCUCCCUCAACGUCACCUGGCUGGUCAACAGCGCCGCUCACAUGUACGGCAACCGCCCUUACGACAAGUACAUCAACCCCAGGCAGAACACCUUUGUCACUCUGGGAGCCAUUGGUGAGGGUUUCCACAACUACCACCACACCUUCCCGUUCGACUACUCAGCCAGUGAGCUGGGCCUGAAGUUCAACCCCACCACCUGGUUCAUUGACUUCAUGUUUUGGUUGGGGUUGGUCACUGACCGCAAGCAGGCUCCGAAGGAGAUGAUCCAGGCUCGCAAGGAAAGGACUGGAGAUGGCAGCGCUUGAGAAGUAACGCUCCGCGCUGCCAGCGCUGUCGUACACGUGGGUGGGUGGCUGGGUGGGUGGGUGUGUGCGCACCCCCGUGCCUGAGGUGGGUUUAUUUUCCUCUGGGUAAAAUCAGUUUUUUCAGAUCGGUUGGGCCAAAUUAAUUCCCCAGGAACAGAUUCAGCCCCAGCUUUUUUUCCUUAUUAGCUGUCUUAUGUCCAAACUUCAGACUAUUAAGUAUAAAAAUGUUAUCUAUUAUUUAAUAUUCUAGUUAAACAGGAGAGAGAUUUGAUUUUAGUCACUGUAGUUCAUGUCUGAAAUACAUUGUAAUUUGCUUGUUCGUGGUAAACGUUGGCAGGUUGGAGGAACUAACUACCCUUUCCAAGUGCAGUUAGGGGAGAUUUUUGUUUCUGCUAUUAAUCAGAUAUGCUUUUGAGACACAUCUCUCGGAGGCGAUGGGGCAGGGCCCAAUGUGCUGUUUCAGUUACAGACUAAUGGAAAGGACAGUAACAGCACCGAUGGAAAAACAGCAUGUCCAAGGGAAAAAAAUUGGCCUAAAUUUAGUUUUAGUUAGCCUUUAGCUUGAAAACCUGCUUUCUUCUUUUCGUUAGCCCUGUUAGCCACCCGGUGCGCUGCUGUCUUUGCUAAAUAUGAAAACCAUUUAUCGCUGAGCAGGCUUUUGUGUUGAAGAUUAGUCUCUCUACGGGCCAAAAUACCAACUGAUGCUAUGUUGGGAUAAUUCCUUUGUUGUCGCAUAUACAUUGUAAUUUGUAAAGGUAAAGCUCAACCAUGUCUUAAGCCAAAUAAAGCUUCGGUUUCAAUGUUUGGAGACCUAAGUUAUAUUCUAAUUGGUCAUGGCCAUUGAUGCAUGCAUAUUUUAGCUCCUUUUGCACAAGAGGCCUCUUAAUUUCUUUUUCUGCCUUUGACUAGCGGGUCUUGGAAAACCGACCGUUAUCUAAGUCAGAGUGUCUACUGAUAUUUCAGCUGCAUGCAACAUCCAUUGGUUUCUGAGCAAAAUAUAAAGACAGUUAACGUAGCUUCUGAAUUUUAACAGUUGCCUUGUUUAAAAAUAAAAAACAGAAAAAAAAAAAAAGAAAAAAGAUUUAAAAAAAAAAAAAAGGCAUGUGGACUUAAUGGGGACAUGUAGCCCUUUGUGUUAGAUGUUAGCCAGUGCAGGAGAGAGGCUUUGUACUGUCGGCACUGGAGCACUUUUGAAGAUACAGGGCAUGAUUUUCAUUUAUGAAGAAGGUCACCGCCUUGCCCCUGGGAGAGGGAGUGCGGAUUUCCCAGCUGUGCAGCCCCACGCCCUGGGCAAGGCAGGGAUCUCGAGAUAACUGAGGCUCAGGCCCAGAUAUUUUCAGGAAAGAUGUUAGAACUGGAAAAAAAAAAAAAUACUAAAAUGGUUUCUUUUUUGUUCUGUUUCUGGUUUUUUCAAAUGAUGCCAUAUGAUAUAAAAGUUGUCUUUAUUCUGUAUUUCAUCCAGCAGGUGUUUUAACAGUGUUACUUUGCCAUUAAUGAUGUGUAAACUCUUGAGUGAUUUACAAUAAACAGUUACGAGUUAGA
Molecule: messenger RNA, 2478 nt
Organism: Gavia stellata (red-throated loon)
Lineage: Eukaryota; Metazoa; Chordata; Aves; Gaviiformes; Gaviidae
Gene: SCD5
Product: stearoyl-CoA desaturase 5
Biological process (GO): lipid metabolic process
Molecular function (GO): oxidoreductase activity, acting on paired donors, with oxidation of a pair of donors resulting in the reduction of molecular oxygen to two molecules of water
Source: RefSeq, a predicted model, not a curated record